GCUAUGUUCCGAUAUUCAUUGCCAGUAGUGAAAAUCUAUAAUAUAUGUGACAUGAACUAUAUGUUUUUAGUGCUGGCAAUGAAUUUCGGAACGCUAGCCUAAAGAAUCUUUCACAGUUGCAGGUUACUUUCUCUGAUGAACACAGCUAUCGAGAGUGCAGUAGCGAUCGAGUAAGAUGGAGGGGCGUAUGAUUGUUUUGUGUUGUUUGUCUGCGGCGUGGGUUAUUUCUUUUUACGUGUAUAUCUUCGUAAUAUACAAUAUUUAUAUGCGACAAAUUCAUCGAACAGCCAUAGAACUUGAUCUCCCGCUACCUGUCAGGUUACAAGAAAUCUAGACCACGUGCGUUUGAAUAGGUUAGAUGGUCAGAUUCCGCAUUUCCCGAGAUGAAUUCUCUCUACAGGAGUGUCUCGCAAACGAGACGCAUACACACUGACUGCGCGUUGCUUAAGGAGAUUCCGCGGAACUUGAAAAACAAGAAGCACAGUUCGCAGCUAUGGCUGACGAGGCAGAUGCGUGAUCCGUACGUGGAGAAGGCGAAGCAGGAAAACUACCGUUGCAGAAGCGCGUUCAAACUCCUGGAGAUCAACGAGAGGUUCAAGAUUUUCCGUCCGGGUCUAACAGUCAUCGAUUGCGGAGCGGCACCUGGCAGCUGGACACAGGUCGCUACUAAUCUAACCAACGCACAUGGCAAGAAGGAGGGCUCCAUUGGCAAGGUAUACGCCGUUGAUAAACUCCCAUUUUACCCCGUGGAAGGUGCGACCAUCCUAGGAAACAUGGACUUCACAACCGCCGAGACGCAGAAGGCGCUAAAGGAAUUGUUGGAAGGAAGUACGGCCGACGUUGUCCUUUCCGACAUGGCUCCAAACGCAUCCGGUGUGAGGGAGAUGGACCAUGAUAAUAUAAUGUUACUUGCGUACGCCGCACUGAGAUUCGCGUUGCAGAUCACCAAGGUGCAAGGUACGCUCAUUGUAAAAAUCUGGGAUGGCGGCAAAGCACCACAAUUUGAACAGGAUCUAUUAAAAUUUUAUGAUAGCGUUAAGGUAGUCAGACCUGAUGCAACGAGGGACGAGUCCACUGAGAACUUUCUUUUGGCUAGGGGGUUUAAGGGUCUUAAGACUAGCUGAUGUACUUAUCCAUAGAUAUGACAUUUUAAUUGUAGGAUGGGACGAUAUGCUGUGUGGGCAGGUUGUAUGAAUAAAAAAAAGCACAAUAAUUUCGUAUCAUACGGAUGUCAUGCGUAUUUUUUUUUUUUUAUAAUUCCUUUCACUCUGUUACCUAACAGGCGGUCUGCACGACACGACGAAUGUAAUAUACAUCGAUAUAUUUUGCUAUAAAUAAUACGGUAAGAUUUAAUGUAGUUACACGAUUAAUGCGCAUCGGGAUUGGGCUAUUGUUAACACUUAUUUAUUUAUAUUAUGCCUCUAUGCAUAUAUACAUUCCUCGAUAAUAAAAUUAAUAUGUACACGAAUCGACAUUCAAUAGUACGAGAGACAUUACACACCACAUUGAAACGCACGUAGAUCAGUAGACUUACUGGCCGCACAAUGUCAAGUAUCAUAAAAUCUUUCCGCUUCACCGUCGCGCGUUCGUAGCCGGAACACACGACGUAAGAAUAACAAAAGCCGAUUCGAAAUGUCUCGAUGCUGAUAACGGAGUAUCGAUAAUACUCGCUACGAUAAAAAAAAAA
Molecule: messenger RNA, 1687 nt
Organism: Pogonomyrmex barbatus (red harvester ant)
Lineage: Eukaryota; Metazoa; Arthropoda; Insecta; Hymenoptera; Formicidae
Gene: Mrm2
Product: Mitochondrial rRNA methyltransferase 2
Biological process (GO): RNA methylation
Cellular component (GO): mitochondrion
Molecular function (GO): rRNA (uridine-2'-O-ribose)-methyltransferase activity
Source: RefSeq, a predicted model, not a curated record